CAGACUAAGUUGGCGCAAUAAGUUCGUUUUCUCGUUGGUUGAAGACGCAACACAAAAAGAAAUGUGUUGCAGGUGAUGAAGAUGAUGAUGUGACAUGAUGUAGUGGCUCGAGUAAGGGGACAUAUGAGCGAGCUAUGAGAGAGAUAUGAGUGAGUGAGUGAGUGAUUGAGUGAUGUGAGUUGGUGAAGGUGAAACCCAAGGUGAGAUGAGAGAUGAGAGAUGAGCGAUGAGAGACGCUGUUGCUGUUGAGGUUGGAAGCAAGAGUGAGGCAUCACGCCAGCCAAUCCAUUUCAAUCGAUCAAGACCGAUCGAAGAAAGGAAAGAAAGAGGUCACUUAUUGCCUUUCCCGCCCAUUUCACGAGUUGUUCCUGCAGUCGGUUUUCCUUUCUACGCCCUUGCGGUCAUCUCACAUCUCCAUUUCUCUCACUUACACACUAUGAACUGCUCAUCCACCCACACUCACUCAUCUAAAGCCUGGAUACGCAUAACCACCCACGCCACCUACAGGAACAGGAAUAGCAGCAUCCAACGUGGGAGAUUAGGCUUCGCGCCUGUCGCUGUUGGAGGCCCAGGCCGGCACCCGCCCAGCGCUAGCUGCUCACGUCUAGCGGCACUUGGAAUGAGCAGCAUUCUUCUCCUUGGCAUACUAUGUAUCCGUACACCAUGCACCAUGUGGUAUCCGUCACUUAAACAGCUUUCCCGCUUGCAGGCGCGUUGCAUUGAUCGGCAUAGCCAGCCCGUUUUGGCUUCUAAGUUCUCCCUCAGGUUGAGGGUGACAGUGAGAGGGUGGCAGUGAGAGAGGCCCGGCCUUGCUCGGGCAGCGAUGGAACCAUCUUUUGCCUCGGUCUGGUCGGUCGUCUUGGUCCGUUGUUACGACUGAAAGACUGAGCCGGUACAUCCGCCUUUCAGUCUCCCCCAAUGCCUCCAUCGCCUCAGGUCGACCAAGCCAUUGUCGCCAUUGUCCUCUGGAAUCCUGCCCAUAUCGACCAAGAACGGUCAUGGCACAAACGCCGGCUACAGAAGCUCAUGCCCGGGCUGUCGGUUCGAGGCUCGAGCAUUUCGUCUGGCGGUUUGGAUUUUGGCGUCAGCGCUAACAACCUCGAUUUGGUCUACGUACUCUUAGUAGGCUCCCUCUGUUCUUUUCUUUUUCCUGUAUAGUUAUGCAAUGCAGAAACUGUGCGCACACACACACACACACACACACA
Messenger RNA from Colletotrichum navitas, 1205 nucleotides. RefSeq lists its product as uncharacterized. The record is from RefSeq and is a predicted model, not a curated record. The transcript has 2 exons. The coding region runs from base 227 to 796 and encodes 189 amino acids. Lineage: Eukaryota; Fungi; Ascomycota; Sordariomycetes; Glomerellales; Glomerellaceae.